AUGCACAUAAACGCGUUCACUCCCAUGCACUCACAUACAAAAGGUUUACAAGUGAACAAUAACCCCCCACCCCACCCUCUACAGCCACCACCCGCGCACGCGCAUUCUCUCGCUCUCUGUCUCUUUCUUUCUUUCUUUCUUUCUCAAUUUUUUUCUUUCUUUCUCAAUUUUUCUUUCUUUCUUUCAUUCUUUCUUUCGUUCUUUCUUUCUUUUUUCUCAAUUUUUCCUUUCUUUCUCAAAUUUUCUUUCUUUCUUUCAUUCUUUCUUUCUCAAUUUCUUUCUUUCUUUCUUUCUUUCUUUUAUUCUUUUUUUCUUUCUCAAUUUUUCUUUCUUUCUCAAUUUUUUCUUUCUUUCUUUCAUUCUUUUUCUCUUUCUUUCUUAUUUUCUCAAUUUUUCUUUCUUUCUCAAUUUUUUCUUUCUUUCUUUCAUUCCUUCUUUCUUUCUUUCUCAAUUUUUUCUUUCUUUCUUUCUUUCUUUCUCAAUUUCUUCUUUCACUUUCUUAAUUUUUCCUUUUUUCUCAAAUUUUUCUUUCUUUCUUUCUCUUUUUCUCAAUCUUUUCUCUUUCUUUCUCAAUUUUUCUUUCUCAUUUUUUCUUUCUUUUAUAAUUUUUCUUUCUUUCUUUCUUCCAUUCUUUCUUUCUUUCUUUCUUUCUUUCUUUCUUUCUUUCUUUCUUUUCUUCUUUAUAUUCCAUUUCCUCUCUCUUUUCUUUUUUGGCUUUAUAUUUCUCCCCACACUCUCUCAUUUCUUUCUUUCUGUCUUUCUUUCUUUCUUUCUUUCUUUCUUUCUUUCUUUCUUUCUUUCUUUCUUUUAAGUCACAUUCCCUCCCUUUCGUUCUCAUUCCGCCUUUCUCUUUCCCUCAUCUGCUCUCACUCUUUCUUCCACCCUCUUUUUCCUUCUCACCUUUACUUUCUUUCCUCUUUCUCCCUCUGCUUUCUUUUUCUUUCAUUCCCUGGACUACCUUUCUUUCUUUCUUUCUUUCUUUCUUUCUUUCUUUCUUUCUUUCUUUCUUUUUCUUUCUUUCUUUCUCCUCAUUUCACUCUUAUUCUUUCUCUCCCUACCUUUAUCUCCUCCCCCUCGCACAUUAUCUAUCACUCUUUUACCCCCCCUCCUCCUCCUCUCCUCCUACUCUCUCUCUCUCUAUCUCUCUCUCUUUCUCACUUUACUUACCACUCUCAGCUUCCCUCACUUUGA
Molecule: messenger RNA, 1191 nt
Organism: Acanthosepion pharaonis
Lineage: Eukaryota; Metazoa; Mollusca; Cephalopoda; Sepiida; Sepiidae
Source: the annotation of a GenBank genome assembly